Molecule: messenger RNA, 2583 nt
Organism: Balaenoptera ricei (Rice's whale)
Lineage: Eukaryota; Metazoa; Chordata; Mammalia; Artiodactyla; Balaenopteridae
Gene: SANBR
Product: SANT and BTB domain regulator of CSR
Exons: 22
Coding region: 263-2416 (717 amino acids)
Source: RefSeq, a predicted model, not a curated record
GUGGGGGUGGCUUGUGAGGGCGCCGCGGCCGGGGUCGCGGCUGUGGUCGCGGCAGCUUCAUGGCGCGGGCGGUACCGGCCUCUGCAGGUGACGGAGGCGCAGCAAGGGCCGCCCCGGCUUAGAGAUGAGGAAACUGAGGCAUAGAGAUACGUAAUCAGAACCAGAUAAUACCUUAAGUGGUAGAACCAGGACAAAAAUUUGGGUAGUCUGGCUCCAGGGUCCAUACCCAACACGAUUCUGGCCCAUCAACAAGUUCCAAAAGAUGAGUCGUGGAUAUUCAGAAAACAACAAUUUCCUAAACAAUAACAACCAAAUGGUGUUGGACAUGAUCCUUUACCCAUUAAUUGGAAUCCACCAGACCAUCAACUGGGAAUCAGUGGCAAGGCUUGUGCCUGGAUUAACACCUAAAGAGUGUGCAAAGAGAUUUGAUGAACUGAAGAACAGUGGAAGCUCACCUGUGGACAACCACUAUAGUCCCCUCAUGGCUGCUGGAGAGAGUCCUGUUGAAACUUUAGCCACGUAUAUCAAAUCCUCGCUUCUUGGCACACAAAGAGAAUUUCAGGAGACUCCAGUUGGUCAGGAUGCAGUUUCUAAAACAGGAAGACAUAGUAUAGCUUCCACAAGGAAUUGUUCUUCAGAAAGUGAAAAUUGUACUACUCAUAAUGGUGGAGAAAAGACUGAAGAAUCUGAAGGGCCAAACAUGGUGAUCCAUGUAUGUGAUGAAGCAAAAAACUUGAAAGAAGAUUUUAUUUGCCCACGAGAUCUUUUGAUAUCAGAAAUGAAGUACUUUGCUGAAUAUUUAUCUGUGGACGCCCAGCGCUGGGAAGAGGUGGACAUUUCAGUUCAUUGUGACGUUCACAUUUUCAACUGGUUGAUAAAAUAUGUUAAAAGGAACACUAAGGAGAAUAAAGAUUGUGAGAUGCCCACUUUAGAGCCAGGAAAUGUCAUUUCAAUUCUUAUUUCUUCAGAAUUUUUGAAAAUGGAUUCAUUAGUUGAACAAUGUAUUCAGUAUUGCCACAAAAAUAUGAAUGCCAUAGUAGCUACCCCAUGCAACAUGAACUGUAUUAAUGCAAACCUUCUUACACGUAUAGCUGAUCUGUUCACACACAGUGAAGUUGAUGAUUUAAAGGACAAGAAAGAUAAGUUUAGGAGUAAACUUUUUUGUAAGAAGAUUGAGAGACUAUUUGAUCCUGAGUACUUGAAUCCAGAUUCUCAGAAUAAUGCAGCAACAUUAUACAGAUGCUGUUUGUGUAAGAAACUUUUAACAAAAGAAACAGAAAGAAGAAUUCCUUGCAUUCCUGGAAAAAUCAAUGUGGAUCAACACGGAAAUAUUAUCUACAUUCAUAUAAGAGAUAAGACUUGGGAUGUUCAUGAGUAUUUGAAUAGUCUUUUUGAAGAAUUAAAAUCUUGGAGAGAUGUAUAUUGGCGCUUGUGGGGAACAGUCAACUGGCUAACUUGUUCAAGAUGUUAUCAGGCUUUUCUGUGUAUAGAGUUUUCACAUUGUCAAUAUCACUCAGAAACAGUGAUUUAUCCUACUGCAGGAAGUUCGCUAAGUACUGUUGGCACUGGAAUCUAUCCCUGCUGUAACCAAAAGGUUCUUCGGUUUGACCCCACUCAGCUUACAAAGGGUUGUAAAGUGAAGGACCACAUGGUUGCUCUUCGUGAUCAAGGUGAAGGUGAAGAUUUGCUGUCCUGCCCAACUGCCAGAAUACUGGAUGAUCUGCAGAAACACAAAGAUGUCAUUCUUGUGCCUUUUGCUAAAGAUACAGUCAGUGAUUCUGGUGGUCCCUGUGAUGAAAAGGGUCUAGACUGUGAUGUUUUACUGGAGCCAAAUACACCAUGGGGCCCCAAGAGUGGGGAGCUCAAUGCUUUCUUAUCACUGAAAAACUGGACACUGCAGCUGAAACAACAGUCAUUAUUUUCAGAAGAAGAAGAAUAUACCACUGGGUCUGAGGUCACUGAAGAUGAAGUUGGAGAUGAAGAAGAAGUAUCCAAGAAACAAAGGAAAAAGGAGAAGCCAAAGAAAUUCACUAAACAACCAAAAAAGCAGAUGUCUUCACCCUGUGGUCAGAAGAAAGAAAAGGCAUUGGAGAAGUCAACUUCUAGAGAUGUGUCUCCUUUCAUUGUGAGUAUGCAGAAGAAUAAGUGGGAUGCCACAAGAUCCUUGAGAUUCAACCAAGAUGCGCAAAGAGAAGAUGAUCAACGGCGGAUGUCUGAAAUUACAGGGCACCUAAUAAAGAUGAGAUUGGGUGAUCUGGACCGAGUCAAGUCAAAGGAAGCAAAAGAAUUUGCAGGAGGUAUUUAUUCCAGGCUUGAAGCACAAAUCAAGGCCUCAGUGCCAGUCAAUGCACGGCAAAGCAGCUCAGAGAAAAACACAAGGUCUAAAAGUCGUUUUGGUCAAGGUCGGCCUGCGUAAAGCACCUUAAAAUAUUACUAAGAAGACAGAAGACUCACCUCUGGACAUUUGAAAUUGCUCAUCACUUCUUGAAGGUCUUCAGAACGAUGACUUCUAAAUGUUUUAAGUUAUUUAUUAAUUAUUCUUGCAAGCCACAUAAAUCGUAGUGCUAAGGGAAAUAUAUAGUU